Molecule: messenger RNA, 1218 nt
Organism: Hibiscus syriacus
Lineage: Eukaryota; Viridiplantae; Streptophyta; Magnoliopsida; Malvales; Malvaceae
Exons: 4
Coding region: 1-1218 (405 amino acids)
Source: RefSeq, a predicted model, not a curated record
AUGAAUGUCUAUCUUCCGCAGAUUAUUACCUUGAAUCAGACUACUUUUAUCAAAGGUCGAAACAUUAUUGAUAAUUCCCUUCUUGCUCAGGAAUUGGUUAAGGUAUAUGGUAGGAAAGUAAUUUCACCUAGAUGCUCCAUGAAAAUCGAUCUUCAUAAGGCUUUCAAUUCAUUGCAUUGGGAUUUCAUUUCAUCAAUCCUUCGAUCUCUUCAAUUCCCAAAUAUUUUCAUUGCUUGGAUUGAAGUCUGCUUCUCACAAGCUAAGUAUUCAAUUUCUUUCAAUGGUUCUCUCACUGGAUAUUUCAAAGGAGCUAGAGGGCUCAGACAGGGAGACCCUAUUUCUCCUUAUUUGUUCAUUCUAGCAAUGAUCGUUCUCUCUAAUAUGCUCAAUUUAGCUGCUACUAAAGGCAUAUUUGCUUACCACCCAAAGUGCAAGAAGAUAUGGCUUACUCAUAUUUUUUUCGUAGACGACCUUUUAAUUUUAUGUAAAGGCAAUGUUGAUUCAGUGGUUUGUGUCCUCAGUGUCCUUGACCAUUUCUACCAAGUUUCAGGACUUAAUCUUAAUUCUUCCAAAAGUGAACUUUUUAUUGCGGGUAUUUCUUCAAGGACACUAGAGGAUAUUAAAAUCAUUUCUAGCUUCAAGAUUGGGAUCUUGCCUGUUAGAUACCUUGGCAUACCUCUUGUUACACGAAAGUCAUCAAUGAAAGAUUGUGAACCGUUACUCGGAAAAAUCAGGCAACGAUUGCAGCAACUCAUACUUCCAGCUUCUAUUCUUAAAACAGUGAAUCAACUCUGUUCCAGGUUUUUCUGGAAAGAAGCUGACAAAUCAGCAGUCGGUGCUAGAGUUAGUUGGGAGAACAUAUGUCUUUUGAAGUUCGAAGGAGGUUUGGGUCUGAAAAACACUUCUAAUUGGAACAAAGCAUAUAUCAUAAACCUCAUUAGAAAGAUCCUUGCUGGUGAUGGUUCAAAUGUUAGCUGGAGUUUUAGAAGAAUUAUUAAGUUGAGACCAAUCGUUUAUCCUAUUGUUACGUCUACACCUCAGCCGAUUAGAAAAGUCUGGGAUAAGAUUCGGACACAAGGUUACCUACCAGAGACUGGUUACAGCGAAGGGGAUUAUGUUCUGAAUCUAUAUGUGUUAAUUGCUGUCAACACCAAGAAUCGCGGGAUUAUAUUUUUUCGCAAUGUUCUUUUGCUACUGGACUUUGGAAAGUUGUUUUGA